UCACAAAUCUUCGUGCCACACUUUUCUACAUCUUUCCGCUAUAAUAAAUAUAAUAAUAAAUAAAUACUACUUCUCUUCCUACACUGCAACUGCUCACACAAUGGUGGGAAGAAAAUGGUGGUGUUUCGGUAAUCAAAGCUCCGAUGAUCUUGACCCGGUACUUUUGGUGACCGGCGUAGGCGGGUCUAUUUUGAACUCGAAGCCCAAGAGCUGGUUCGGGUUCACGACCCGUGUUUGGGUCCGUAUUCUUCUUGCUGAUUUGGAGUUUAGAAAGAAAGUUUGGUCCCUUUACAAUCCUGAUACUGGCUACGCAGAAGCAUUGGAUGAUAGUUCUGAUAUUGUUAUUCCACAAGAUGAUUAUGGACUUUAUGCGAUUGACAUUUUGGAUCCGUCACAUUGGAUAAAAUGUUUGCACGUGACGGAUGUAUACCAUUUUCAUGACAUGAUUGAUAUGCUUGUUAAUUGUGGAUACAAGAAAGGAACCACAUUGUUUGGCUAUGGAUAUGACUUUCGCCAAAGCAAUAGAAUUGACCAGUCAAUGGAUGGCCUCAAGGAAAAGCUGGAGACUGCAUAUAAAGCUUCGGGGGGUAGAAAAGUCAACCUUAUCUCACACUCGAUGGGGGGAUUGUUAGUAUCGUGUUUCAUAUCACUUCAUUCUGAUGUGUUUGCUAAGUAUGUGAAUAAGUGGAUAACCAUUGCAACCCCUUUCCAAGGUGCACCAGGAUGCAUCAAUGAUUCUCUUUUAACUGGAUUACAAUUUGUGGAAGGUCUUGAAAGCUGCUUAUUUGUUUCAAGGUGGUCAAUGCAUCAACUGUUGGUAGAAUGCCCAUCGAUCUAUGAGAUGCUGCCUAAUCCCGAGUUCAAAUGGAAAAAGCAACCUGAAAUUGUGGUCUGGAGAAACGAUUCCGAAAAUGGACAAGAUUUGGUCAAAAGGGAAACAUAUGGCACAUCUGGAUGUGUGGACCUAUUUGUAGAAGCGUUGAAAGACAAUGAGAUAGAAUAUAACAAGAAGACCAUACCUUUGCCAUUCAAUCAUGAUAUCUACAAAUGGGCUGCUACUACACGCAAGAUGUUAAACAGCGUGCAGCUACCCGCAGGGAUAGAUUUCUACAACAUUUAUGGAACAUCUUUGGAUACACCUUUUGAUGUUUGUUAUGGUUCAGGAACUGAUCCAAUUAAUGAUCCAUCUGAGAUAUGCCAUACACUGCCUGAAUACUCAUAUGUGGAUGGAGAUGGAACAGUCCCUGCCGAGUCUGCAAUGGCAGAUGGAUUUAAAGCGAUAGAGCGAGUAGGGAUUCCAGGUGCUCACCGGGCACUACUAAGAGAUGAACUUGUAUUUGAAUACAUAAAAAAGUGGUUGGGAAUCCAAGAACGGGGCGGGUCACAGGUAAAGAGCUCUAAAGUUGUUGAUGUUGGUUCAUCUUGAACCUUACAUAGUGUUUUUGUAUCCUAGUAAUUCGUGAUCCUAUGAAGGAAAGAACAUGCAAAAGUAUUAGUAGGUUAUUGUCAUCAUUGUGAAAUAAGUGUUGCCAUCAUGGGUUGUCAUGCUAAAAUCCGUUGGCAAAUUGUUAAAUUAGUCAUUAGAUAUGUUGUAUUACUUAUAUGCCCCUUGCGCUUUUGUCUAAAUCAUAGUGUUCUUGAUAAUGUUGUACUGUAUUA
Messenger RNA from Helianthus annuus (common sunflower), 1659 nucleotides. RefSeq names its product phospholipase A(1) LCAT3. The coding region runs from base 101 to 1426 and encodes 441 amino acids. NCBI's taxonomy places the organism in Eukaryota, Viridiplantae, Streptophyta, Magnoliopsida, Asterales, Asteraceae. The record is from RefSeq and is a predicted model, not a curated record. The transcript is spliced from 11 exons. Gene Ontology annotation, biological process: lipid metabolic process.